Messenger RNA from Clonostachys byssicola, 957 nucleotides. The record is from the annotation of a GenBank genome assembly. Lineage: Eukaryota; Fungi; Ascomycota; Sordariomycetes; Hypocreales; Bionectriaceae.
AUGGCACUUCAAUUUGACCCUGAAUAUGCGGCGGCAGUCAAGCCAUUGCUUCCCCUUCUCUCGAGCAGAAAUAAAUUAUCCUUGUCCGAAAUUCCAACCGCGAGAAAGGCGCGCGAAGCAGGGAUUGCUGCUUUUUUCCAGAAGCUGGAAGAUUGCCCUGACGUAAAACAACAAGUUCAUCACGUGAAAGCCUCGGAUGGCUACAUCAUGUCAGUCCUAGCUUUCUACAAGAAAGAUGCUCCAUCGUCUCCCGGACCAGCCGUAUUACACCUUCACGGCGGAGGCAUGAUACUCGGUUCAGCCGAGCUACACGCAAAGCCCUUAGCACAUCUAGUUAGCAAGACAUCCGUCCCUAUCUUCAGUGUCAACUAUCGCCUGGCUCCUGAGCACAAAGAUACCGUCCCGGUUGAGGAUGCCUACACUGCUCUUCUGUGGUUAACCCAACAAGACAGUGUAGACUCUAGCAGAAUUGCAGUAUACGGAGAAAGUGCUGGCGGGGCUUUGGCCGCUGGUGUUGUCUUAAUGGCUCGGGAUUUGGGCCUACAGCCACCCCUAGCAAAGCAGAUUCUUAUAUAUCCUAUGCUGGACGAUCAAAACCAGGUCGCAAAUGAUAAGAUGGAACCCUUCGCUUUUUGGAAGACGGAAGAUAACGUCACGGCCUGGACUGCACUUCUUGGGGACAAGGCCGGAGAUCCCGAUGCCAGUGUGUCUCCUUACUCAGCGCCUGCUCGAGCAACCAGCCUAGUAGGCUUGCCAUCAACCUACUUGGAUGUUGGUGGUCUAGAUAUUUUCCGGGAUGAAACUGUGAGCUAUGCCGCAAGGCUGAUGGCUGAAGAUAUACAAACUGAGCUGCAUGUAUACCCCGGCGUCCCCCACGCAUUUGAGAUGGUGGCACCUCAUAUUAAGGUGACAAAGAGAGCACUUAACAAUAGAGAAAGUGCAAUUUUAGAACUUUAA